GGUCAGCAGGGGGAUGUAACAUCAACACAACAUGAAGGUGUCGAUGUGCCUUUUGGUUCACAAGUUCAGUUUCCCUGGAGCAGCCUUAGCAAAGACGUCAUGAAAGCAUUGCAAGAGGGGACUCAACUUAAUCCGACUGACCGACAGGAAGUUGUGCGCAUGGCUGCCGCGGCCUGUCAAAAAGUCAAGGCUAGACCAUCUGCACGUGAAAUAAGGAGUGCUGCCAGUUACCUUGUUGACAAGUACCCUGGGGCACUUGGGGACCCCACUUCCUGCUCAGCUACGUCAGUUUCUUCUGUAGGCCUGGCCUACAAAAUAGAGAACAGAAUAGAAAACAACAGAAGAGGAUGCAAGCGCCUUGUGGAAGCGCUCAGUGGUGGAACCAUCAAGCUAAAGAAGCAGACAUCUCGAUCAGCUUACGGUUGUGUGAACUGGCAGCCAGCUACUACGAGUUCUUCACUUCAUGAAGUGGAAGCCUCAAGAAAGUUUCUAUUGGACGAGGCAUUGAAGUCGACAUGUGAACAAGACGUUUGCCUUCAAACAAAGGCCAUGGCUGAGUGCUACCCCCACAUCAGGACGUUCAUAAAUUCGUCAGAGCCUCCAUAUUCAGCAUUGGAUGUCAAACGAGCGUGGCCACUUCUGUUUGUGAGGGAGCACCUCCUUGAUCACUUCCAUAGGCUUACAGGUGUCUGUUUGGACGGAAAAUUGAGCCUGCCCAAAGAUGUCCUCCUCCUCGUGACAUUCCUACGUUCAAGCCCCAAAAAUGAUGCUGUGCUCGAGUGGAGCCUCAAAAUCAACAAGGCCGAGGCAGAGUUCAAAGAUCAAAACGCAGCAGCUGUCUGCCUCCUCCCAUUGCUUGCAUCCUACUUUCAAGAAAACCUCGGAGAGCUCUUCCAGUUACAUCAGGUGACAACAGAAAUCACAGAGGAGUUUCGUAACAGUCUGCCUGCUUCUCCUGUAAUUGUUGCACUGGGCCGCUCACUUUUCGAAUGCAGCUGCCAGCUGUUUGUGGACCAUGAGGUGAUGGUGGAAGAUGUGGGCUUUCUCCAAGCUGUGGAGCUCCUUUUCGCCCUUUAUUAUUGUUUAAACAUCCAGUAUGCCAAAGGUGCGGGAACCACACUUGAGUUCAUUCAGAGAUACCAAGUUGGUAUCAAACAACAUGAUGGGUCACGACAGGAGGCCGGGAGGUCGAAAGGAGCUCGGGCAAGAGCAAUCAAAGCCGCCACAGAUCUUGCUGCUUUUGAGAAAAAAUGGAACAGUGGGUCGAGGGCAGCAACCUUGAUCUGUCAUGGUGCUGAGUGGCUCAAUGUGGCAAUGCACAGCUCAUCUGAUGAUCGAUCGGAUGCCAUGAAGGUUUCUUUAUAAUUAUGUUCUUUUACGGUUUACAAUAUAGUUCUUCAAUUUCAAAACUGC
Messenger RNA from Ixodes scapularis (black-legged tick), 1413 nucleotides. RefSeq lists its product as uncharacterized. The transcript is spliced from 7 exons. The record is from RefSeq and is a predicted model, not a curated record. Bases 100 to 1365 code for a protein of 421 amino acids. NCBI's taxonomy places the organism in Eukaryota, Metazoa, Arthropoda, Arachnida, Ixodida, Ixodidae.